AUGGACUGUGAAUCUUGUGUGGUAGAAGAACAAUGUCAUUUGCUUAGGAAGACUGAACAAUGGGAAAAGAAUUUGUGUUUGAUUGAAAAGAGUGACACGGAAGAUGUCUUUUCAUCCCAGAAGGCCUCAUCCCCAAGUAGCACACAGAUAAAACUGAGCCCAAAGGCCAUCACCAGGAGGUGUGGCUUUAGUGAUAACUCACAUCUACUCAAAGUUCCAACAGUGGAGGAUGAUGAUGUUGACAUCAAACCAUACCAAUUUCACAGGCAUGCUCCAGGAAGGAUUUCUACAUCACCAACUCUGAGGAGGCUACGAAGCAGUACAUCAUCAGCGUCUCAACUAUUUCCACUCCAAUAUGGCACAGAGAAUACAACAAUGGACAGCCCAAUGGCACAAACUGAUUCUUUAAUUCCUGUUUGCCAGCAUCCUCUCAUAUAUUCUCAGAGUUAUUCUUCCUCACACCCCAGUCUUUGCAAAAGUUCACUGUCAUUGAGGGAAAAGUCACCCUCAAUUGACCCUAUAUCAUUUCAACCACACUUGAAAGAUGGCUUCUGUGAUGAUCAAAAACUGCAGAACACUACAGAAAGCAACCCUUCUUUCCUGCCUGAAGGAAAACAGAAUUCCCAGGAAUGUGGGCAGGAAUUAGAUUUGCAUAUAUCUACCAGUCCAUACAGCUCAACAGAACGCAGGCAUAGCUCAGUGGUGGUGAGUUUGCCUGGAUUUGAGAUGUUUCCAGGAGACCUGUUGAUAUCAGACAGUGCAGCAAAAUUCCUGUAUCACUCAGCAUCUCUACAAAGUUCAGAGUCAAAAAAGCUGCGGUGGCCAUUUGCUAAAAAGGGAACUAGCAAAGGCAAACAUAAACAUAUAUCAGACCUGGAAAACUACCUUUCAACUCUCACCAUUAGGAUGUCACAGUGCCAUGACUAUGAAUUUCACAGUAUUAAGAGUAAGACUUGGCAAGACAUCAUGGCAAUGCAUCAACUUCAGCCAGGAGCCACUGGUGAUCAACUAGAUGUAAAGAAGAAAGAAGCAGUAUGGGAGCUUUUCACAACUGAAUGUACAUACUUUCUUGAUCAACUACUGGUUCUCAAAAUGAUAUUUAUGGAUACCUUGCAGAACCUGCAAAGCAAGUCGUUCCUACCUGAUGUAGACUCUGGGUUACUUUUUGCAAACUUGGAGGAGUUAAAUAAGGUGAGCCUCAGUUUUGUGACCAGUUUCUUCAGUGCUAUAAAGAAUCACCUAAACAAACUCACACCAUCCAUAGAGUUCACUGCUGUCCUCAAUAAGUACUUCCAAGGCAACCUGUGUCAGAGCCACCAAGUGUACUGCCUGAAUUAUACCUCUGCUAUCUUUUACUUGGAAAAACUGAAGAAAAGAGAAGACUUCGGGACCUAUUUGAAAUGGUGUGAACAGAAUGAGCAGUGCAAACGGCUCCAUCUAUCAGAAUUGCUAGUUGCACCUUUACACAAGCUGACCCGUUACCCCCUUCUCUUGAAGAACAUCUGGAAAAAUACAGAGGCGGCAGAGAAAACCAUAAUUGGUUCAUUGAAGGAAAAGGUGGAAAAAUCUAUACGGGAUUUAGAAGGGAAAGUGAAAUGGCUGGACAACUUCCAGAAAUUUAAGCAGCUUCAGGAAAUUAUAUUUUGGCCUUCACUUUGGGAUCAAGACAAAAGAUUUUUUGUUCCUGAGGGUUUCAAGAACCUGCUAAGGGACAACCCCAGUGAAAACAUCUUGUCACCUACAAAGAGAUCCCUUGUUCAUGAGGGGAGAUUAACCCUUUCAGAACAUUUAAAAAUUACUGAUGUCUACUUGUUUCUAUUUGAUGAUUUGCUGUUGAUUACAAAACCUAACCGGCAGAAAAAGAAAUCUGGAGGUCCUGACCUGAGUUUAAUCCCUGCCUGCCAUUUCUUUUCUCCUGAGUUGCAGUCUUUACUUGAAGAAAGCAGUUCUUGCACAGUGCUGGAUCAGCCAAUCCCAUUAGAUAGACUAGUAGUGAAAAAUAUUGAUUCAUUCCACAUAACAGCUUUUGGACUACGAAAUGCUUUUCUAAUACAACAUGAAAACAGGUAUCACCAGUGUAUAGCAGCUUUCUUACUACAAGCACAAACUGAUUCUGCAAAGAAAACAUGGAUAUCCCAAAUAGAAACUGCAGUCUCAAAGUAUAUGAAGACACACAAUCCUUCUCAGACCCCAUUUUUCCAUUUACCUGCUGAAUCAUCUGAAAUUUAGUUGGGGAGCUGAUGGUUCUUGUGGCAAAGCUUACUUCUUUUAAAGCAAACACUUUAAAUUGUUCAUAACUUUUUUUGACAGCAAGGAAAAUUGAUACUUUGCAAGCAUCCUCUAGCUAGCACAUACUUCAGAGAAGGAAAUGGGCAAUUUGUUUCUUAUGCAGGGUGUAGCACUGAUAUACCCUUCACUUACUCCUUGAGGAAAUUCUGGGUAUCUCCUUACAGAUCUUGUUUCUAAACCAAAUAGAAACGAUAUAAGCAAAAGUUAUGGGAGAAG
Sceloporus undulatus (fence lizard) is the source of this 2505-nucleotide messenger RNA. It is a transcript of the gene PLEKHG7, whose product is annotated as pleckstrin homology and RhoGEF domain containing G7. The record is from RefSeq and is a predicted model, not a curated record. NCBI's taxonomy places the organism in Eukaryota, Metazoa, Chordata, Lepidosauria, Squamata, Phrynosomatidae. Gene Ontology annotation, biological process: Rho protein signal transduction. The transcript has 16 exons. Gene Ontology annotation, molecular function: guanyl-nucleotide exchange factor activity. Bases 1 to 2229 code for a protein of 742 amino acids.